CGCUCACCAACCGCAGACAGUGGCACUUUCCACGCUCUGGAGACAUCGCACCGUCGUCCCCUGAGGCUCCACUGGGACAUUUUAUCCAAGAGGCUUCAGAGUUUGAAGUUGAAUCUUUGGAGAAUGCGUUUGUGUUAGGACGGGCCAAGGAGAUGGAGCAGAUCUGACCGGUCUCUGGACGUCUCAAACUCUUUUCUGAUUCGGAGCCAAACUGUCGACAUGAGUUUGAUGGACAUCUCUAAGAUCUUCUCGCUGCUUCAGCCCAAAGAUGAAGACGAGGAGAGCGAGCAGGGCCAGACGCUGAACAACGCCGUGAGCCGUGACGACGUGGCGUUACUGGCCCAGCUUCUGUCCCAGGACUCCUACAGAAAAUGCAUCAACGCUCGGAGCGGGUGGGGCGUCCCCGUCACCCCUCUGCGUACGGCAGCUGCACUGGGACAUCUCCGCUGCCUGGAGCUGCUGCUGGAGCACGGCGCCGAGAUUGACAGCCUGGACGUGAAGGCGCAGACGCCGCUCUUCACCGCCGUCAGCGGGAAACAUCUGGACUGCGUGACGGCGCUGCUCAAGUCCGGAGCCGACCCCAACGGCAGCCAGUACAACAACUGCUCUCCGGUACUGACCGCGGCCAGAGAGGGCGACGUCGAGGUCCUCCGCGAGCUCCUGCGCUACGGCGCCGAGGUAGACGUCAAACCCAAAGUCCCGGAGUGGGCCGCCAACGCCACGGCGUGCAGGGGCCCGCUGUAUAUGUCCGCCGUGUACGGGCAUCUGGACUGUUUUAAACUGCUGCUGCUCCAGGGGGCGAACCCGGACUUUAACUGCACCGAUCAGAAGAUGCUGGCCCGGGUCAAGCAGCCGCAGACGGUGCUGGACGUGUGUCUGCGCUACGGCUGCGGCGCCGAGUACAUCCAACUGCUCAUAGACUGCGGCGCCAACGUGUAUCUGCCCACGCCCAGUGUGGACAAGCUGACCAAUCAGAACGAAGCGCUAGGCAUUCUGCUUCAACAGAGAGUUUGUCCCAGGACGCUGAUGUCCCAAACACGACUCGCCAUCAGAAAACACAUCCCUUUAACAGACAAAGAGGCGGUAAUAGACAGUCUGGACAUCCCUUUAGUAAUGAGGAAUUACCUCAAAUACAACCGCAGCGAGACCAGGGUUUCCAUGGAGACCGGCUGACCCUCGACAUAAAUGUGGCCGUUGGGAUCAUCGUCCAGAUCUGCAGGUUCUUGAGUCUGUGGCUCUUUCUCUAAAUGAAUAACAUCUUUUAGUUUAGUUCAGGCCACAGCACAAACACGUCACUGCAGUGGUCCAUGACAUCAUUCAUGCCUUAGGCGAGAAACAACACUGGGUGGCGCUCUUUGUUGACUCCAAGGUCUUUGAUAGCAUAGACUCCAGUA
Messenger RNA from Periophthalmus magnuspinnatus, 1394 nucleotides. It is a transcript of the gene asb12b, whose product is annotated as ankyrin repeat and SOCS box-containing 12b. The transcript is spliced from 5 exons. NCBI's taxonomy places the organism in Eukaryota, Metazoa, Chordata, Actinopteri, Gobiiformes, Gobiidae. Bases 220 to 1173 code for a protein of 317 amino acids. The record is from RefSeq and is a predicted model, not a curated record. Gene Ontology annotation, molecular function: protein binding.